AUGUUUACAAAAUCUCCUCCACCACCAUCACCAUCUCCACCGCCUCCUUAUGUCUAUAAGUCUCCCCCUCCACCGUCUCCCAUCUCACCCCCUCCAUAUGUUUACAAAUCUCCUCCACCACCAUCACCAUCUCCACCACCUCCUUACAUUUAUAAAUCUCCUCCACCACCAUCACCAUCUCCACCACCUCCUUAUGUCUAUAAGUCUCCCCCUCCACCGUCUCUUAUCUCUACCACCUCAUACAUUUACAAAUCUCCUCCACCACCAUCACCAUCUUCACCACCUCUCCUUAUGUCUAUAAGUCUCCCCCUCCACCGUCUCCAUCUCCACCCCCUCCAAUAUGUUUACAAAUCUCCUCCACCACCAUCACCUUCCCACCACCUCCUUACAUUUAUAAAUCUCCACCCCCACCUUCUCCAUCACACCUUCCUCCAUAUGUUUUAUAAAUCACCUCCACCACCAUCUCCAUCUCCACAACCUCCAUAA
Molecule: messenger RNA, 486 nt
Organism: Benincasa hispida (wax gourd)
Lineage: Eukaryota; Viridiplantae; Streptophyta; Magnoliopsida; Cucurbitales; Cucurbitaceae
Source: RefSeq, a predicted model, not a curated record